CUCCGCCCCUUCCCGGCUGUAGCCGAGCCCGAGCAGCAGCCUCCGAGAGCCGAAGCGGCGGGGCUGAGCGGAAGAAGCAGCUGGUUCGCCAAGGACGCGCGCCAUGGAGAGCCUCGGGAAGCAACGCAGCGCGCCUCUUCGGCUGGGCAUCUUGCUCCGGCAUUUGAGCCCCCACGCAGGAUUCACACCUGUUCCAACUUCAGCAACUUCAGUUGCUCCUGUGGAAUGCCCAAUGCAGUUCCAAUACACCUUGGAUAAUGACGUCCUAACUCUAGAGCAAAGACGUUUCUACGAGGACAAUGGAUAUCUGGUCAUCAAAAAUCUGGUGGCGGAUGAAGACAUUGAGCGCUUCAGGGAGGAGUUUGUCAAGAUAUGCCGAAAUGAAGUGAAGGUACCUGGAAUAGCCAUCAUGAAAGACGUCACCAUCUCCAAGUCUGCAGCCGACGAGAAUACCGUUUCAAAAUUGCAGGAUUUCAUCUUGAGCGAAGAGCUGUUCAGAUACUGCACCUUACCUCAGAUUGUAAAAUACGUCGAGUGCUUCACAGGGCCAGACAUCAUGGCUAUGCACACCAUGCUGAUCAAUAAACCUCCCGACACAGGAAAGAAAACUUCGCGCCAUCCUCUGCAUCAGGACCUUCAUUAUUUCCCCUACCGGCCUGCGGACCGAAUCGUUUGUGCCUGGACCGCGAUGGAAAAGGUGGACCAGAGAAACGGAUGCUUGGUUGUGUUGCCGGGGACUCACAAGGGCUCCCUAAAGGAGCACAAGUACCCGGAUUGGGAGGGUGGCAUAAACAAGUUGUACCAUGGGAUCUAUGACUACGACAAGAAUCUCCCCAGAGUCCACCUCCCCAUGGAGAAAGGAGACACCGUUUUCUUCCACCCCUUGAUUAUCCACGGCUCCGGAAGAAACCGGACAGAAGGAUUUCGGAAGGCUAUUUCUUGCCAUUACGCCAGUAGCGACUGCUACUAUAUUGAUGUGAAAGCGACCAGCCAGGAGUUUAUAGAGAAGGAACUGCAAGAGAUUGCAAGGGAGAAGUAUGGUAUAACAAAUACAUCAAUGAAAUUAAUAUCUAUGAUACGGUGUCGACUUGUGAAAGGAGAGAGAAAAAAUCUGUAAAACACUGUUCAGAUCCAUUCUCCAGUCAGCGAAGAAACGUCGGAUAAUUCAGCAUUUAUUUUUUCUUCCUUUUUUUUGGGAAAAGCUGUGCAAUUAGUAGUAAUCUCAAAGCACUUUGAAGGUUGUCUGUAUGUGGAAAUCUAUUCAAGGCUGAAAUUCUAAUCACAUAAAUUGUUAGUUACAAUUAAUAGAGUGAAAUUUAUUUCUGAGGAAAAAAAAAGUUUAGAAUUUAAGCUGCAAUUCUACACCAGUUUUUACUUCUAUUGUAAGGAUUUAAAUUGGUGUCCUAGUCUUGUUUAAUAAUGAAACCUUUAGCUGAGCUCAAAUGGACUUUUAACUAUACGUGCAUAGAAUUAUAUAUUUUAACAACUGUAACUGAUAUAUGUAAGUAAUUUAAAUAAAUUAAAUUUUUGCAGCAUUUGGAAAAACCUCAAGGCCUCUUUAAACAAAUUUAAUCAGAAUUGGAGCUAGGUUUUAGAUUUUUCUUUGAAGGAAAAUCUUUACUUUAAUCGCAAACAUUUAUUAUAGAUUUUCACCAGAGUGCAGAGCUUUAGAUAGUUUUUCUGGUUUUCAAGAGUUGGAAUGAUCUGUUUUAUUCGCGAAGAAUACCAUGGAUUGCAAAAGGUAGAAGAAGAAUCAAGCAAUGAUUGAAAAAGCAGAUUUCCAGUUUCUGUAUAUGCGCUUUUUCUUACAUUGGAAGAAAAACAGCUGUCUUGUUCCUCUUCAGAUAAAGUUUCUGAAAUAUUUCUUCCCAGGGAGACUUUUAAGAGGAGGAGCAGGGAAAAUCUUGCCGUAAGCAGUGAAGAGAUAUAAAUGCGAUGCCAAAAUAAAACAAUAAAGAACAAACAUGGUUUCCCUGU
This is a messenger RNA of Thamnophis elegans (Western terrestrial garter snake), 1977 nucleotides long. It is a transcript of the gene PHYH, whose product is annotated as phytanoyl-CoA 2-hydroxylase. The coding region runs from base 104 to 1117 and encodes 337 amino acids. The record is from RefSeq and is a predicted model, not a curated record. Gene Ontology annotation, biological process: fatty acid alpha-oxidation. The transcript is spliced from 9 exons. Gene Ontology annotation, molecular function: phytanoyl-CoA dioxygenase activity. Lineage: Eukaryota; Metazoa; Chordata; Lepidosauria; Squamata; Natricidae.